AUGGAGAUCUACGGUAUGCUAGGUGAGAAAUUGGGAACAAUAGGUAAGGCUGAGAAGAUGGCUGGGGACAAGGCUGAAGAAGCGGAUCUCCCCCAAUGGAAGAAGGAUUUUUUGCAGAAACCCUCCAUCUCAGUACGGAAAGGCAUUGCUUGGGGCUACACUCCUCCCUAUGAAGACACGGAUACGCUUGUCCUGUCAUCUGCACAGUCCUUGUUCGUCGACAUCAGAUUUCCAAGGAAGCGACAGUUAUCAAAGCCAAUAACAUCGGACCCUUCAUUCUGGGCGUUCUCUGGAACUUCCCACAUGACAUUUGCCCCCUUUACUGGUGAUACGACUACGAUGCCUUACUCAGCGCACUGCGUGUGGAAGCACGAGAUCGACUCAAAGGGGCCAGGCAUCACGGACGAAGGGGAUUUAUUUUUGCUUCCUAACGGCGACUGCAUGGAAGUGGGGAUGAUGCAAAACCCGCAGACUGGCAAGAUUGAAAUGUACAAGGAAUAUUGGACAGGGCCACCAACCCGAGUGACACCAACAAGUGCUACAAUGGAUUCCCGCACACCCUGUGUCGCUGCGACGACACAAGCCAAACCGGAUGAUCAGGAGGUCCAGGGCUCUUCACCGCAAGAGAGCGGAGUCAUCAUUCGUAUAGGGGAUUAUUGUCAAGGCAUCAUGCGUCAGCGCACAGGAGAAUCCGGUUCGCCUGAAGGAAAUGCUGUUCUAGUUGAAAGAUGGACUCGCAGUCUCGUCGAAGCUGAUCUCAAGGCAAUCAAUACCGGUACUUCGGAAGAACACGACCAUGCAGCAAGUUGGGUUCAGGACUGGCGCAGUAACACGCCCUGUGACAACGGAGUUUUCAUGCCAUGUAUGUGGUUAUGCGACGGAAAUAGGAAGCUCAGAGAUGAGAUCAUGGUCAAGGGCGUCACCUGGAGAGUUGUGGAAGUAGUGCCUGAGAAAGCGGCAAAUGAGGAGACUUGA
Messenger RNA from Cladophialophora psammophila CBS 110553, 975 nucleotides. RefSeq lists its product as uncharacterized. The record is from RefSeq and is a predicted model, not a curated record. The coding region runs from base 1 to 975 and encodes 324 amino acids. NCBI's taxonomy places the organism in Eukaryota, Fungi, Ascomycota, Eurotiomycetes, Chaetothyriales, Herpotrichiellaceae. The transcript is spliced from 2 exons.